AGCCUAAGCUGCUAAAGGCUCAAAGUUGGCGCGCUGUCGGGUGAUCCACGCGUGUGGGUGCAGGGCGAGGAGGGGCCGGAGAGCCCGAGACAGGGUUUCGGGAUCUCUGUUUGGCCCUUGCGGGCUGCGUUCCUCCAGCGCGCAGUCACGCCCUCACCUGACCAGCGCAGGGAAUUUCCAGUUCCUCACCCCCGCCUUUGAGGGAAAAUGAAAGUGAAAGGAAACAGAGACUUGGUAGGGGAGAUCGCAGCACCAUGAAGCUUCUGCCCCUGCUCGUCGUUGUGGCACUGGGCCUGGCGACCGUGGUGGUCUCGGCUGGACCACAGACGAUUGAGUGCUGGUUCGUGGAGGAUGCAGGUGGGGGUGGCCUGUCCAAGAAACCUGCCACAUUGCUACUGCGCCAUGGACCCAGGGGACCGCCGCCCCGGCCAGAUCUUGACCCUAAGCUAUACUUCAAGGUGGAUGACCCGGCGGGAAUGCUCCUGGCUGCCUUCAGGCGGUACCCCGCAGGCGCCCACGCCCCACACUGCGAGAUGAGCAGCUACAUCCCGUUCCCCGCCUCGGCGAAGUGGGCUAGGGGUCUGAGUCCGCAGCAGAACUGCUCGCGGGCCCUGGACGGGGAUUGGCUGAUGGUCAGCGUAUCCGGCACGGUCUUCAGCCUCUCCAGCCUGCUGCGACCACUGCCGGAGCCUCAGCGGGAGCCUGUCUUCAUCACCAUGGCAACAGUGGUACUGACUGUCCUCACCCGUCACCCCACCCCUCGGAUCCAUCUGGGAAAGGAUGCAGUGCUGGACCUGCGUUUUGCCUACGCGCCCCCUGCUCUGGAAGAUGCUCCCUCUGUGGCCUCAGGGCCUCCUCCCUUUGGGCUGGAGUGGCGGCGCCAGCACAGGGGAAAGGGUCACCUGCUGCUGGCUGCAAUUCCUGGGCUGCUUGAGAAAAUGCCACCAGCCCGAGAAAAGGCUGUGGCAUUUGCUGCUUGGGAUGACGACGAUGAUCCCUGGGGCCCGUGGACUGGGAAUGGGACCUUGUGGCUGCCAGCAGUGAGCCCUUCUCAGGAGGGUGUCUACCUGGCCACUGUACAUCUGCCCUAUCUGCAAGGACAGGUGUCCCUGGAGCUGACUGUGCACAAGCCCCCGAGAGUGUCUCUAACACCAGCACCCAUUGUGUGGGCUGCCCCAGGAGAGGCACCCCCAGAAUUGCUCUGUCUUGUGUCCCACUUCUACCCUGAGGAGGGCUUGGAGGUGGAAUGGGAGCUCAGAGGUGGCCCAGAAGGAAGUUCUAGAAAGGCUGAGGGGAAGACUUGGCUCUCCACUGUCCGUCACCAUUCUGAUGGCUCUGUCAGCCAGUCUGGGCACCUGCAGCUACCCCCAGUCACUGACAAGCAACAUGGAGUUCGCUAUGCCUGUCGGGUCCGCCACCCUAGCCUGCCCUCAUCGGGGCGCAGUGCUGAAGUCACUCUGGAGGUGGCAGGCUUCUCCGGGCCCUCCAUUGAGGACGGCAUAGGCCUCUUCCUGUCUGCUUUUCUCCUUCUGGGCCUCUUCAAGGCACUAGGCUGGAUGGCUGCCUACCUGACCAUUCCUAAAAUCUUAAAGGAGAAGGCCUCAGCUACCAGCCUGACCGUUCCCAAAGACGAAAAGAAGUCAGAGUGAAGACACUGGUCUGUGGAAGCCACCCUCAUCUCUGGUCCAAAUGACUCCAGUAGCCCCUGCCCCAGAACAAGAGAGGGGUGCCUCAUACCCUCUUUUCCCUCCAUUAAAUGGCUCAGGCUCAGGUUUUUUUUUUUUUUUUUUUUAAAUCUUCUUGAUUGUGUUCUUGUUUUUAGACAAGGUCUGAAGGUCUGGCCUGGACCCUCACCAAGCCAACCACGAUGUCCUCGAAGUCCAAGAGCUCCACCUGUCUCUCUUCCUCCAGAGUAACAAGUGGCAUUGGACAUCUUGCCUAAGGGUGUUUUGUUUGCUUGUUUGUGUUUUUUUUUUUUUUUAAGACAAAUCUAGCAUUCUUAACGUUUGGAGGUAGUGGUUCUCAAAAUUUUUGGUUCUAAUACAUGUUUAAAAUGACCAAGAAGCCCAACAAAUUUUUUGUUAUGUGGGCUACAGCUAUUGGAAUAGAACUAAAAUUUUAAAAUGUGGGGGAGAAAAAGCGAGGCUUAGUUAGUGGCACACUCACUUGACCCUGGCAAGGCACGUGGCAGAGGCACGUGGAUUUCUGAUUUCCAUGCCAGCCUGGUCUACAAUAAGGAGUUUCAGGUCAGUCAGGGUGUCCUAGCGGGCUUUGUUGAGAGAACCAAAUACAAGAACAUAUAUUCACAGGUCAAGAAGAACCACUGGGGGUUGAGUGGUAGAGCGCUUGCUUAGCAAGCGCAAGGCCCUGGGUUCCGUCCUCACCUGGGGUGGGGCACUACUGUAUGCCCUAGAGAGGCGGUUCUUAGCCUGUAGGUCAUGACCCCUUUAAGUCCAUCGGGAAUACCAGACAUUUAUUUACAUUAGGAUUCACAACAGUAGCAAAAUCAGUUUCGAAGUAACAAAAGAAUUUUACAACUAGAGGAACGGUGUUAUAGGACUGUAACAUUAGGAAGGUUGAGAACCACUGCCCAGGGAAUUGACGAUAGGGCCACAUAGCAUCUUAGCGUUCUAGGGACCUUUGGGACAACCCACAACAGUAGUCUAGAGACGAAGGGGUCCAUGUGUCGCCUAUGGAGGACUAAUGCCUACCUCUCCAGCCGUCCAUUCGUACCACAGAGUUUCCUUUGCCUCGUCCUUUCACGAGCGUCCCCCGUGCAGUCCACCGGCUGUACUUAAAGGAUGGCUGUCCUCUCCUGUCUGCCGGGCCUCGUGAGCCAAUAAAGUCUUUUAGAGUUUUCA
This is a messenger RNA of Rattus rattus (black rat), 2861 nucleotides long. It is a transcript of the gene Tapbp, whose product is annotated as TAP binding protein. The transcript has 8 exons. Gene Ontology annotation, biological process: antigen processing and presentation of endogenous peptide antigen via MHC class I. Lineage: Eukaryota; Metazoa; Chordata; Mammalia; Rodentia; Muridae. The record is from RefSeq and is a predicted model, not a curated record. The coding region runs from base 255 to 1649 and encodes 464 amino acids. Gene Ontology annotation, cellular component: membrane.